Diabrotica balteata is the source of this 6999-nucleotide messenger RNA. Lineage: Eukaryota; Metazoa; Arthropoda; Insecta; Coleoptera; Chrysomelidae. The record is from the annotation of a GenBank genome assembly.
AGAUGGCUUCACUUCCUCUUUCUCGAGGAUCAACCUACUCUAGCUCAGAUUCGGAUGAUUCAGAUGCAGACAGUGCUAUGCUGGCAUCGUGUAGUCUGCAAGAGAUCCGACAAGAAGAUCUAGCUGCCAUUUUACCUGACCAACAGGAGAUUGAUGCUUUCGAUUUUGAGUGCAACCGAAGUGAUAAGAACUCUCCUACAACAGGAGACAUGUCAGGAUCUGACAUGGAGCUUCCCCAACAAGCAGUCAACGCCUUGAUCCAAAGGACAACGGAGAGUUCUAGCGAAGGAGAAUCUCACGCACCUCCUAAUCCUAAUAGUUUAUAUGCGAAUAGCUUGUUGCAACAAUUCGUGGCACAGACACAGAUGCUAAAUGCACCAUGUCCUACUAUACCAGCUGUAAAUGAAAAUAUAAAGCCUGCUGUACUUACUGCAACCACAUUGGACACUCAAAGUGCUAAACCUGAUGUGGAGAACAUAAAGAAACGGCGAGGCAGGCCAAAGAAAGUUGAAAAAGAAGCUGUUUCAGAAAAACCGCAAGAAUAUUGCACCAAUCCAAAUGUGUCCCCAGAUUCUGGCAUUCAAAAUAGUCCAGAUCAUGUUUCCAGUCCAGAACCUAGUCUAUCACCUAGUAUAAAGCAAAAGUCUGCUGUGUGUCCAAAAGAAGAUGCAAAAAAGGUGGAAAAGUCCCUACCCAAGAUGGUAAAAAAUGAAAAAGCUGUGACUAAAACUAACAAUAAUGUGAAACAAGUACCUGCGAUUGUUAAAUCAAAAGAAGUAAAGGAAGUGAGUAAAAUCUCAGUAACGUCCAAUAGAUUUGAUAGAGUUAUGUAUGGAAAUGCAGAUAGAGUAUUAUACCCACCUAGAAGGAAAGCUGGAAGACCACCUGCAGUUAAAAAAGGUCCUGGAAGGCCACCCAAACACCGAACAACUCCAGAAGCAACCAUCGUGAAACCGGUGGAAAAAUUGAAAGAAAACCAACAAAAAGUUGUGAAAGCUAGAAUGAGAAACAGGCCGGUGCUUAGUACAAAGAAUAGAAUUGACAAAAGAAACCGUUAUCAGACACUCAAAGUUCCAAAACUUAUGCACAGCAAACACAAGCAUAAGAAACACAAAAAAUACAAAUUUAAAGUUUUCAAACCAAUGUCAACUUCGGAUCCAAAAAUCAAUAUUGAAAUUGACAAGCUCAUAGCAGAUUUCAUCAAAUAUUGCGCUAUAGCAACCAAACAACCAAAGGAAAAUGUACCGGAGCAAAUAUUUAAGACUCUUAAGAAAGUAACAAAGAAAAGGAAAACAACAGAAUACUCAGAAAAGAAGAAAAAGAAACAGAAUGUCAGCACAACUGAUAACAAGGUAAAUAACUCAAAUGAACAAAGACUGCCUCUUAAGAAAAGACAUUAUCAUGUGGUGAACAAUAACGAAAACAAAACCGAAACUGAAGAAAUCAAACCUGAGCCAGAAGAAGGCCUGAAAAAUAAAAUGAAGCAAAGUAUUCCUGCAACAAAAGUAGAGAAACCGAAAAUGGGAAAUGUUACUCCAAAAACUGAAAUUCAGAAAUCUUCAGUAUCUCCUAGACAUGUUCCAGUAAUUAAAUCUAACAUAGUUGCAACUCCAAAAAUCCAAAACAUCAAUAAUAAUGAAUAUGAAGUGCAAGAAGCUACAAAGAUGAAUGUCAAAGACACUGGCAAGGUGGCUGUAAAAGAAAUUACUGAAAAGAGGUCAGUCAUUAAAGAAACUCCAAAAAUUGUCAAGGAUCCAUUGAAACCAGCUAAAGAACAAGUCAAGUCAGUCAAAGAACCUGUUAAAUCUCUAAAAGAAUCUAAACUGGUUAAAGAAACUAUUAAAGUCAUUAAAGAACCUUCCAAACCGCUUAAAGAAGCUGUCAAAGUAAUUAAAGAACCUUCCAAACAACUCAAAGAAGCUGUAAAACCGGUAAAAGAAGCUGCUAAAACAGUCAAGGAACCUCUCAAACCACCGAAGGAACCUGUAAAACCUGUUAAAGAAUAUGUAAAACCAGUGAAGGAAUCUAUCAAGCCAAUCAAGGAACCUGUCAAAUCUGUUAAAGAAACUGUCAAAUCAGUUAAGGAGUCUACCAAAAUUAUCAAGGACCCAACAAAACCGAUUAGGGAAACUGUGAAACAGGUCAAGGAACCUGUCAAAGAACCUGUCAAACUGGCCAAGGAACCUGUCAAACCGGCCAAGGAACCUGUCAAACCGGCCAGGGAACCUGUCAAACCGGUCAAGGAACCUGUCAAACCGGCCAAGGAACCUGUCAAGCCUGCUAAAGAACCUAUAAAACCAAUUGCUAAGGAGUUGUCUAAAACAGUUAAAGAGCCUACUAAGGUUAUUCCAAAAGAAACAACAAAAACAAUUAUAAAAGAUUCCAUAAAGAAAGGUGGUGGGCAUAUUGAUGCGCCCAUAGAAGUCUGCGUUACUAAAUUAUCAAAAGAAAAUGAUCCAACAAAUGAACCAGAAAGAAACCUUCCUUAAAUAACGUCAUAGAGAAAAAAUCUAAUUCUAUAACUACUACUCCAAAGAAAAGGCAUCGCCUAGAACUGACAAAUACGGUCGAAAAGCUAACAGCGAUCGUCAAAGAAGAACCUGGCAUGGAUAUUGAAGUGGAGAAACCAAAAAUUAGUAUUGAGUCGUUAAUAACUGAGUUAAAAGUUAAAAGAAAUCUUCUCCAGAAAUCGUCCACUAUUGAAGACAAGAAACCACCUGAAAACAUUGAAGAAAUCAUUAAAAAGGAGCAGCCAGCUGAUGAUCAAAGUACCAAGUUAUCACCAGAGUCAGCUAAAAAGAAGGUCAGAAAAAGAAGAGCUAUAAACAGAACAGGUUUUCCGACAGUAAAGAAGAGGAAGAAGAAACCAUCCAUCGAUUCUUCCUCCACUCUUCCAAUGGACUCACAAAUUUCAAAUGCCUGCGACCGUGUUCCAAAAGAAGGAGAAGAGUACACAAAGUUUGUUCAGAGAACAGAAAAAUCAGAGAAUUCAAUAUCGACACCAGGAACUCCCGAAAAAAUGAAAAUUGAUGAGUCUUCCAGGUGGGAGAUGAUGAGUGAAUGUGAAAGUUUACCCAUGGAUGAAAGGACGGAAUUCGAUGAUGAAAUGAAAUCAGAAAGGAUGACAUUACGUCACAGAGACCUAUCUCCCUCAUCAGUAGACACCAGAAGCAGUGACCGCAGCAAAUUCAAACUGGACGAUCCUGACGACUUUGACAUGUCUCUGGAUUCAGGUAUAGAACGCCUCAGAUCCAGAUUGGAAGAUAGAACGAAGCGAAAGAGAGGCAAGGAGCAACUGUACGAAAACAACUAUCCGAAGAGGAAAUUGAGAGAUAUAUCUCCCGCCAGUAGCAUAGAACCUUUCACGGAAAGGAGGUUGAAAGAGGACCGGGCGUCUAGUUCUGGCGAUGAGAAGAGAGGUAGAAAGAACUUCAAGUGGAGGAAGAGGUAUCUUGUGGCGGGGUUGUUUUCGGAUUACUACAAAGAAGAUGAUGAGACCAAACUUCAUAAACGUACUGAAAAUGCAAAUAAACCAACUCGCAAUUUGACCUACAACCCGUCAGAACAUCCUUAUGGACUUUUACCGCCACCCUACCAUUGUGGUAAAUUUCUGAGAUGCCGGAAAAUACCCUUCCAGUUGCCGUACGACAUCUGGUGGCAACAUACUCACUCACAGUUGCCAGGAAAAGACGCGGUGCCUUCAUGGAAUUACAGGAAAAUAAGAACAAAUGUCUACAACAUCAAAAAUACGACAGGAGCAUGCGAACCGCAGGCCUGUAAUUGUAAACCUUCCAGCAAUUGUGGAGAUGAUUGCAUCAACCGACUGGUGUAUUCGGAAUGUCCUGCUUCCCAUAGGUGUCUAAAUCAGAAGAUACAAAGACACGAAGGGGCUCCAGGAUUAGAAAAAUUCAUGACAGACUCAAAAGAUGGUGGCUUGGUGAUCGACGGACACCGCAUGGGAGGUGAUGGAAGGUUCGUCAAUCAUUCUUGUGCCCCGAAUUGCGAGAUGCAAAAGUGGUCAGUGAAUGGACAAUUCAGAAUGGCCUUGUUUUCACUUAGGGAUAUUCAGGCUGGAGAGGAGUUAACUUAUGAUUAUAACUUUUCUUUAUUCAAUCCAGCUGAGGGACAAGAGUGCAAAUGCGGUAGUGACCUCUGCCGAGGAGUAAUAGGUGGCAAAACGCAAAGGGUAAGACAACUUCCAGAUCAGUCUUCAGUGGACAGAAAGAACUCCGGUAGGGUGGGCAGACCGAGGAAAACGGAGGCGAAGAAGAAAUCCAACAAUAAUAAGGAGGUGGAAAAACCCCCGAUUUCUACUCCACUCUUACCUAUACUGCAGGUGAAACCUGUGAGUCAUCAGCAGAAAUGCUUUAUCUUGGAACAUCACUGUUUCUUAUUGAGGAAUUUAACUAAGGUCAGGAAAGUACGAGAUAGAUCUCUAAGUACGGCUUCAGCGGUAUCGAGGUUGCAAACCGCGACCCCUACAGACACCAGCACAUUCAUCAAUCAGCUGAACGCUCUUCAGAAACCAAGAAACAUGAAAACUAGACGAUUAGCGCAAGCUGAAGACGACCCGGAACUCAACAAAACCGUCAAACUAGCUACAUUGCUGAAAGAUAUAUGGACGGCUGUAACAACCGCCAAAGAUGACAAAGGCAAUCUGCUUAGUACCGCAUUCAUGACGAUGCCUUCAAAGCGGAAAGUUCCAGAAUUCUACACUCGUCUGAGCAAUCCUUUAGAUCUGACGACGAUUGAACAGAACAUAGCCACGGGUGUCUAUAAGAUCGCAGAGAGCUUCGACGACGAUUUUAAUCUACUCUUCCGGAAUUACAUCAGAUUUUAUGGUCGUACCAGUGAAAUGGGAAUCGGUGCUGCAAAAUUAAAGAAGAUAUAUACGGAUUCCAAGAGGGAUAGUCUCACGAAGUUUGAGGAUACCUUAGGAGAGAAACCGCCGUCUACGUUUGUUUCCAACAGAAAGAAAAGUGAAGAGGAGGACAUCAUCAGGUGCAUAUGCGGUAUACCUCGAGAUGAAGGAUUGAUGAUUCAGUGUGAAAGGUGCAUGGUCUGGCAACAUUGCGAGUGCGUAAAAGCUGACGCGUCUGCUGCCAGCUAUCAUUGUGAAGUAUGUGUACCAAGGAAAGUGGACUACGAGAUUCCUCUGAAUGAGUUCACUGAACAUGGGCACAGGUACUAUAUGACACUAAUGAGGGGAGAUCUUCAACUGAGACAAGGUGACACAGUUUACGUACUUCGAGACAUUCCUAUAAAAGGAACUGAUAAGAAACAUACCUAUGACACUAUAGGUAAGAUCGAGUACUCAGAAUUGGAUAUAUUUAGGAUCGAACGGUUGUGGAAGGAAGAAAAGACGGGUAAACGACUGGCGUAUGGACACCAUUAUUUAAGGCCCCAUGAAACCUUCCAUGAACCAACCAGGAAGUUCUUCCCAAAUGAGGUAAUGAGAGUACCUCUCUAUGAAGCCGUACCAGUGGAGUUAGUUAUUUCCCCUUGUUGGGUUAUGGACAUAAAUACUUACUGCAAGGGUAGACCUAUUGGUGCGGCCCCGGAACACAUCUAUAUAUGCGAAUACAGGGUGGAUAAAGGAGCUAAAAUAUUUAGCAAGGUAGCGGCAAAAUCCAAAUUUUCUAUAUGCACGAAAAGCUUUGCUUUUGAACAUUUCGAGACGCGUCUGAAAGUUGCCAGGACUUACUGUCCCCAUGAUGUCGAUGAGGCGUUAAUGAAGUCAGUGGGAAAGAAGAGGAACGAAGAAUUAGGUGGAAAAAAUAAAAUGAUAGAUGCAUGUGCAAACGUUAAAACAGAGGCAACGGCUACUUUUACAGUUCUUCCACCUAUUGUUAGAACGCCAGCGGAACAGAAGACGCGUCUUAAUAAAAUACUCUUGAAUCUCUUAGGCAAAAUGCCAACAAAACAAACCCUCGACGUAUCUUACUUACUAGAAGGAGGUCGCCGUAGGAAAAAGCAGCAAACCGAUAAUGCUACUAGUAAAUAAUAGUUAAUGUCUCAUCGGUUAUUGAAAUGGGUGAUAUUUUUAGAUAUUCUCUAUUACUUAGGUCAGUUGGGGUCAGGAACGAAUUUUCAGAACUUGGUUUAGAUCACUUUAGCCUGCAAUCUUAUAGCAUCAGAAAUGUAUAGGACAAAAGUUCAGGUAAUCAAUAAGGCAAGUCCAACCCCCUCGGAAAUACAAAGCACGUUUAUUGGUUGCUAGGGACUUUUUAGAAAGGCUGCGCGGUCAGUAAAAUCAAACACAACCUGAUAUUGUAAAAACUAAUAUUUUAUUUUGUUCCCGGUAGUUUAUCUUGGAUGCGUCAAGCGUUCAAGUCGCUCUGUCAAAAUUUAGUUGUCGUAAGGUCUAAGUUCUAGAACUAGCAGACUAGUUCGCAGUCUUUCAUGUAUAUGUUGGGGAAUCUAUCGAUUUGUUUCUUUCUUCUAAUUUAAGUUAAAUAUCGUAUUUAUAAGGGAUAAAAACACAAUUGAUGGCAAUGACGUUUAAUCUCAUAAAUACAAUAUUUAACACUGACCAUUGAAAAAAUAGUAAUUAGAACAAGUUGUGGAUAUUAGAUUUAAAUGACGCUGGUUGGUAAUUCAGUCAUAUCAAAAACCAUAAAUAUUAGCACAUGCCAUGGAUGACUUGUGAUUACACUUCAAUUACCAAUUCAAAGGUUGUUUGUAAACAUAUAUUAUUCAAAAUUUUACUAAGAAAAUUGCAAACAAGUUAGGUUAAGUUUACUGUAAUGAUUUUAACUAUCUUUUAAUUUAUUAUAAAAAAAAAUGUUUGACACGUAGCGUAGGUUGAGUUUACCGAAAGUACAAGCUGAUGAAGUAGCAAAUGUCAAACAUGGAACAAAAAAUUUUGGCACAGCAGUGUUGGCAUGUUUUUAUAACGUAGAUGCUGUAUGCUUUAAAUAUAAAAAGAAAGCUUUAAAAAAGUUCAUUUUGUUUAUAUUAUGUUAUAAAUUCUGCAAUUUUUGAUUUGUAUAAAACAAG